Molecule: messenger RNA, 5390 nt
Organism: Dama dama (fallow deer)
Lineage: Eukaryota; Metazoa; Chordata; Mammalia; Artiodactyla; Cervidae
Gene: PLEKHG2
Product: pleckstrin homology and RhoGEF domain containing G2
Exons: 19
Coding region: 988-5160 (1390 amino acids)
Molecular function (GO): guanyl-nucleotide exchange factor activity
Source: RefSeq, a predicted model, not a curated record
CAUCAAUAUUCAGAACCCAGAGAGGAGGGGUCUUAACCCUUUGCGGGCUGGCCGGCCGGAAGGCGGCCCCUCCCCCGUGCGGGCGGGAACAGGAUAUGAGCCCGGGCGGGGGAGGAGGGGAAGCCCCAGGCGACCGCCCCCCGCCCCACCACUGGGACCGGACUCUCCAGACACAGAGGUGGCGCCGCCGCCGCCGCCAGAUCCCGGUGCCAUCCAUCCUGAAGCCUGAGGGGUCUACAGUUGCAGACUCCAGCCGUCUGAAAUUCUGCACCGCGUCCUGAGAGACCCCGAAACCCAGGCCCCAGCGUCCAGGCAGGCUAGAGGACCCCAGAUAUUCAGGUGCCCAGCGCCCCCUCCUGGAGGAGGAGCCAGGAGUCCGGGACAUCAGCCCCGCGCGACCCUGGACGCCGAGCUUCCUGCAACCGGUUUCGAAGAACUUAGGAUCUCAGACCGGAGAUUCCCUCCAGAGUUUUUCCCAGAAAGCUGAGCCCAAGACUCCCGGGACUGGAGGAACGUGGGAUACGGACUCCUAGAGCUCCAUCCAGCCCGUUUGGGGCUGAAGCGCCCACUACUUAAAGAGGACACUGGAAUUUGGGACUCUCUGCUCUACCGUCUGGAAAUAGUUUAACCCCUGCUUUUAGAGUUAGGGAACUCAGGAAUCCAGCCCUCCCCCCACCCCACGACCCUGUCUAGAAGACUCAGGAACUUGGGUUCCCAGCACCCCCAUCUGAGACUCGAGCGUCGAGGCUCCCAGCAUCUUCCGUUUAGAGGACGAAAGAAAUCUGAACCACUGCGCCCGGUUUUCCGAGAGACCCGGGAUUCUGGUUCCCGGAGCCGGAGAGCCCGAAGUUCACACCCCUGACUUGCAGAGACCCGAGAGUGCCUGCUCUGCGCCUCCCCGGGAACCGUGCUAGGGUCAAAUAGGAACCGGGCUGCCUCGGUUCGGGGCUGGAGACUCCCGGGGAGAAGCCGCUGAGCCACUCAGCCAUGCCCGAGGGAGCCCGUGGACUGGGCCUGUCCAAACCCAGCCCUAGCCUCGGCCACAGAGGUGAAGUGUGUGACUGUGCGGCUGUGUGUGACACUCGGACAGCAGCCCCUGCCACCCCUGCCAUGACCUCCCCCCGAGGGUCUGGGAGCUCCACAUCCUUGAGCACUGUGGGCUCCGAGGGGGACCCGGCUCCCGGCCCCACCCCAGCCUGCUCAGCCUCGAGGCCAGAGCCCCUUCCAGGGCCCCCCAUCCGCCUGCAUCUGUCGCCUGUGGGGACCCCGGGUUCUGCGAAACCCUCGAGGUUGGAGCGUGUGGCCCGUGAGAUCGUGGAGACAGAGCGGGCCUACGUCCGGGACCUCCGAAGCAUCGUGGAGGACUACCUGGGCCCUCUGCUGGAUGGCGGGGUCCUGGGGCUGAGUGCGGAGCAGGUGGGCACGCUGUUUGCCAACAUCGAGGACAUCUACGAGUUCAGCAGUGAGCUUCUGGAAGACCUGGAGGGCAGCAGCAGCGCCGGGGGCAUCGCCGAGUGCUUCGUGCAGAGGAGCGAGGAUUUCGACAUCUACACGUUGUACUGCAUGAACUACCCGAGCUCCCUGGCCCUACUCCGGGAGCUGUCACUGUCCCCGCCAGCAGCCAUGUGGUUGCAAGAGCGCCAGGCCCAGCUCCAUCACUCGCUGCCCCUGCAGAGCUUCCUGUUGAAGCCCGUCCAGCGCAUCCUCAAGUACCAUCUGCUGCUGCAGGAGCUGGGCAAGCACUGGGCGGAGGGCCCGGAUGCUGGGGGCCGUGAGAUGGUGGAGGAGGCUAUUGUGUCCAUGACAGCAGUCGCCUGGUACAUCAAUGACAUGAAACGCAAGCAGGAGCAUGCUGCGCGCCUCCAGGAGGUGCAGCGGCGGCUGGGCGGCUGGACCGGUCCGGACCUCAGCGCUUUUGGGGAGCUAGUGCUGGAGGGCGCAUUCCGAGGUGGUGGAGGGAGCGGCCCUCGGCUUCGAGGAGGUGAACGGCUGCUCUUCCUGUUCUCACGGAUGCUGCUCGUGGCCAAGCGCCGGGGACCGGAAUACACCUACAAGGGCCACAUCUUCUGCUGCAACCUGAGUGUGAGUGAGAACCCUAGAGACCCUCUGGGGUUCAAGGUGUCUGAUCUGACCAUUCCCAAGCACAGGCACCUGCUCCAGGCCAAGAACCAAGAAGAGAAAAGGCUGUGGAUUCACUGUCUCCAGCGCCUCUUCUUUGAAAACCACCCCGCCUCCAUCCCUGCCAAGGCAAAACAAGUCCUCCUUGAAAACAGCCUGCACUGUGCUCCUAAAAGCAAGCCUAUCCCAGAGCCCCUUACACCCCCACUUGGGUCUCCCCGACCUCGAGAUGCUAGAAGUUUCACUCCUGGACGAAGGAACACAGCUCCAUCACCAGGACCUGCCACUACCCGUCGUGGCCGCAGACAGUCUGAGCCUCUGAAGGACCUUUAUGUCAUGUUCCCACACGAUGCUAAGCCUAGACUCAAGCAUGCCGGCAGUGCAGGGGAGCUCUACCCACCCCUGGAGCCUCAGCCACCAGGUCCCACUUCUGGACCCCCUGAGGACCUGGAGGACACAGGACCCCCGACGCUGGACCCAUCUGGGACCUCAAUCACUGAAGAAAUCCUGGAGCUCCUGAACCAAAGAGGCCUCCGGGAUCCGGGGGGCCCACUACAGCCACCCCCCGAUGAUGUUCCCAAGUUCCCCGGAGACUCCCAAGUGCCAAGCGACAGUGACACCCUCACAUUCCAAGGCCUGCCCAGCCGAGACUCUUCAGAAGAGGAGGAGGAAGAACUGGACGUGGAUGAACGGGAGCCUUCCCCACUCCACGUCCUGGAGGGGCUCGAAGGUUCCAGUGCGGCUGAAAUUGCCGACAUUCCCAGCCUUUCCAAAAGCCCCGACAGACCCAGCCUCCCUGAAAUGCCCAGCCUUUCUGAAAUUCCCCAGAUGCCACGCCUCCCCAGCCUCUCUGACAUUUCCAGUGUUUUUGAAAUGCCCUGCCUUCCAGCCAUUCCUAGCAUCCCCGACAUUCCUAGUCUUUCCAGCACUGCCCCCCAGCUCCCCUGUGACUCCUGGCUCCAGGGACCCCCGCAGGAGCUGAAUGAGACUCUAGCCACCCGGAGGGAACUUUUCCCCGGAAGCACUUCUGGAAAACUGGGCGAGCCCUCCUCAGAAGGCAGGGCAGGGCGAGAAGAGGAUGAAGGAGGAUCAUUCCCAGAAUUCCAGCCCCCAGAUGUCACCCGGGAUCAGGGAUUCUCACAUGAGCUGGAGUUCCGCUCUUGCUCUGAAAUCCGGAGCGCCUGGCAGGCCCUGGAGCAGGGGCAGCUGGCACGGCCAGGUUUUCCCGAGCCACUGCUGAUCCUGGAAGACUCGGACCUGAGUGGAGGCGGUAGCAGUGGAGGAGGGAAGGCAGGAGUCCCGACUUCAGAGAGGUCAGCAUCCCGAGUGCGAGAGCUGGCCCGGCUUUACAGCGAGCGAAUCCAGCACAUGCAGCGGGCCGAGACCCGGGCAUCAGCCAACGCACCCCGCCGCAGGCCUCGGGCUCUGGCCCAGCCACAGCUGUUACCCGGCCUGCCCCAGGAGCAGGCCGAGCCAGGACCCCUGCCUGCCUUUGGACACGUGCUGGUGUGUGAGCUGGCCUUCCCUCUGACCUGUGCCCAGGAAUCUGUCCCCCUCAGCCCUGCUGCGCGGGUUCAAGCUGCCACACCUUUGACCAAGCUGGGAGGCUGCCAGGACAGCCAGGGUCUACGUGUUUCCAGUUUGCCUGAGCAAGGCCAUCUGAGCCUCCAGGUUCCAGCUGCUACCCCCCUGCCUGAGCAAGGAAGCCUCUGGAAUACCCAGAUUCCAGUCUCCACAACUUUGCUGGAGCAGGAUGACCCCCCAGGCAGCCAAGCUGCAGCUAUUACAAUUUCGCCAGAUCAGGGCCACCUGGAAAUCCAAGUUCCAGCUGCCAUUCCUUUACAGGAGCAUAGAGACCACGUGGAUACCCACGUUCCUUCUAGCACCUCAUCUCCUGAGCAAGGAGGCCACGCGGACAUCCAGCUUCCCACCAACCCAGCUUCACCCAAGCGGGGAAACUUCUCUGAUGUCGUGGUUUCAGCCACCAGUCCUGCACCCAAGCGAGAAGGCUGCUGGGACAGCCAGAGCCCAACCAACACCCUGGUAACUAAGCCAGGAAGCUCCAGGGAUGUUCAGUCCCCAGCCACUGCGUGUGGGCCAGCCGUCGAUCCUGUGCUUAUACGCGGAAGCAGCCUGGACCCUCAGAUCCCAGCUGACACUCCACUGCCUUUGCAGCGUGACCUCCCAGACAUUCAGGUUCCGGGUACCUCACCUUUGCCUGUACACGGAGGCCACUUGGACCGUCAGAUCCCAGCCGAUGCCCCGCUGUCCUUGCCCCAGGACCUCCCAGACUUUCAGGUUCCAGCUGCCACACCUUUGCCCCAGACAGCAGGCCUCACAGACGCCCAGGUCCAAGCCUUCCCGCCUUUGCCCCAGCAGGGAGGCCUCCGAUACAGCCAGGGUCGUGCUGCUGCACCUUGGCUUCAGGAACAAAGCCUCACAGACCUCCAGGUUCAGAAGCUGACACCUUUGUUGGAACAGAAGGGCUUCACGAAUGACCAGGAUCCAGCCGCCACACCUUUGCCUGAGCAAGGAGGCCCUACAGACACUCAGGGCCCAUUACCCACCCCAGUCCCGACCACCGUGUUUUUGGCCAAACAAGGAGGUCACUCGGUCUCUCACGCUGCCAGAUCAGAGUCUUCAGACUUGACCCCACCCCACAGUCCCCCACCCCCGACACGGAAGCUCCUGGGCCCCAAUGCGGCGGCCCUUUCAAGAUACCUGGCAGCUUCAUACAUCAGCCAGAGCCUGGCUCGGCGACAGGGGCCUGGAGGAGAGGCUCCCCCAGCCUCCCGGGGCCCUUGGUCCUCUGCCCCCACGUCACGGGCACCUUCACCGCCACCCCAGCCCCAACCCCCACCCCCCCCAGCCCGGAGGCUCAGCUAUGCCACUACGGUCAACAUCCAUGUCGGAGGUGGCGGGCGGCUACGGCCAGCCAAGGCCCAGGUCAGGUUGAACCAUCCUGCUCUCUUGGCAACUCCCCAAGAAUCUGUGGGUAUCCGCAAAGCCCAGGGGGGCCCCGAUGCCCCUUUCCACAUGUGAGUGAGGAUGUCAGUGUGAGUCAGGAUGUCGGGCUCCUUGAAAAGCAAAGACUUCAACCAGAUGCCAGAGACCUUCAGAAUUCACCCAGAAGUCCAGACACUGAACACAGGUCUAAAAAUUGCCACAGCUUUCUGACUCCUGGAAUCUUUGGCGAAUGGUCCUUGUUACUUACCUGGAUUAACCCAACAGGGAUGGGGAAGGGGGUGUCAUUAAUAUUUUGUUAACUAAUA